Messenger RNA from Notodromas monacha, 2633 nucleotides. The record is from the annotation of a GenBank genome assembly. Lineage: Eukaryota; Metazoa; Arthropoda; Ostracoda; Podocopida; Cyprididae.
UGUAGAAAGCAUCAAAUGUGGCAUUACCUAGAAAUUCUAAUGCUCUGAAAUGUGGGGCCCCACCUGUAUCUUGAUGAAAGUUCUCCAAAAUAUGUAAUCCUCUCUGAUGGGAGGAAAUGUGAAGGUUCCUUAAACCAUGGCAUCAUAAAAAUAUACUUAUAAUAAUUAAUUACUGACCCGAUUUCAAAAGGUUGUGAAGACCAUCCAUCCAAACACCCGCCUGAAGAACGGAUCAAGAAAUCAGGUAUUUCUGUAAAACUUUCCCCGGUUUUUAAAUUCGCCGGAAUGUCUAACAUCCAGUGUAAGAAAUUUUACUCACCUCGCUUGGAAAAAUUCUGACUGAUGGAAUGGAGAGACUCCCAGGAGACCUGAUAAGCAUUAUCGACCAAAGUAUCAACGACGAAUGGUUGGAUGCCAGUAGGAAGUCUUUGGGACCCUCGGAUUCCGUCGUGUUUUCUGUAACAUUGUCCACCAAGGAUUCAAACCUCCAACUUCCAGGUGGUGCACACGCGGUGAACUCAAAUCACAAGCUCAAUGAGCCCGAGAACCAGCAGAGGCACCAUGGCGACAAGAGGCCGGAUAAUGAUGGCAAGAACAAGCACCAGCAUGUGCCACACCAUCAAGAGGACGACCACAAGAAGGGAAACCACAUUAAGCAUAACCAGGAUGGCGAAAAGGGACACCACGGCAAGAAGCCACAUCCUCAGGAUGAGGAAAAGGGGUCCAAAGCUGAGCACCACAAACUGAACAAUCACAGCAGUCAUCCUGAUCACCCAAAAGUUUCCCCGGAAUGCAAGCAGAAAUCUGCGCAGUACACUCUGCCGAAAACAGGAUUUCGGAAAAACCCCGAUUUUGUGGAGCCCACUGACAAGGCAACACCCGCAUUGACCCACCACCAGCACCAGCACAUACGAGACAGUCGCCAAGACUCAGAAACCACCAGGGAGUUGAAAAUCAAAGAGUUCUUUCGACGGGUCAUGUUCAAGGGCUCCAUGCGGUUUCACGAGAAUUACAAUCGACCCCAAACCUCGUCUUCCAAAUCCAAAGCCCACACAUUGUCAAACUUUUACAUCAAACACUAUGUUGCCGCGGGGGCUUUUGGCACAGUGGUUUUGUGCCAGGACAAGGCGACCAAAAGGCACCUGGCCAUGAAGAUUCUGGUCAAGGAAAAGAUUGUGAACCGGCUGAAGCUCAAUGAGCCCGAGAACCAGCAGAGGCACCAUGGCGACAAGAGGCCGGAUAAUGAUGGCAAGAACAAGCACCAGCAUGCGCCACACCAUCAAGAGGACGACCACAAGAAGGGAAACCACAUUAAGCAUAACCAGGAUGGCGAAAAGGGACACCACGGCAAGAAGCCACAUCCUCAGGAUGAGGAAAAGGGGUCCAAAGCUGAGCACCACAAACUGAACAAUCACAGCAGUCAUCCUGAUCACCCAAAAGUUUCCCCGGAAUGCAAGCAGAAAUCUGCGCAGUACACUCUGCCGAAAACAGGAUUUCGGAAAAACCCCGAUUUUGUGGAGCCCACUGACAAGGCAACACCCGCAUUGACCCACCACCAGCACCAGCACAUACGAGACAGUCGCCAAGACUCAGAAACCACCAGGGAGUUGAAAAUCAAAGAGUUCUUUCGACGGGUCAUGUUCAAGGGCUCCAUGCGGUUUCACGAGAAUUACAAUCGACCCCAAACCUCGUCUUCCAAAUCCAAAGCCCACACAUUGUCAAACUUUUACAUCAAACACUAUGUUGCCGCGGGGGCUUUUGGCACAGUGGUUUUGUGCCAGGACAAGGCGACCAAAAGGCACCUGGCCAUGAAGAUUCUGGUCAAGGAAAAGAUUGUGAACCGGCUGAAGAUUCGUCAUUUGAUGCGAGAGCGAGACAUUCUUCGCUCUGUGGAAUUCCCCUUUAUUGUGUACUUGUUGCACAGCUUUAAAGACAAUGCUUGUCUUUACAUGGUCAUGCGGUUUUGUCCUGGAGGAGACCUGUUUUUGCUGCUUAGGAGACACCGACGCUUUGAUGAAGGCGUAGUCAAGUUCUACGCUGCUCAAGUACUGUUGGGACUGGAGUACCUUCACAGUUCGUCAGUGGUUUACAGGGACCUGAAGCCCGAGAAUCUAAUGGUGACCGAAACUGGGUACAUUAGAAUCUCAGACAUGGGGUUUGCCAGGCUACUAAAGGGCUACCAGAGGGCGUGGACUUUUUGCGGUACAGCGGAGUACAUGCCACCGGAAAUCAUUGACAACAUCGGUCAUGCAUUUCCCGCUGAUUGGUGGUCAUUCGGGAUCCUGCUUUAUGAGCUCGCAACGCAAGGGAUCGACGCCAUUUUCGGAUCCAGCCAAGGAAAAAAUCUAUUCAAAAAUCUCCGAAGGAAUAUAUUCAUUGCCUGGGUAUUUCAGCAAACACCUCAUCCAUCUGAUAAGGAACUUACUCCAAGCAGAUCCCACUCGAAGAUACGGAAAUCUUCGCAAUCACGUCGACGACAUCAGAUUUCACCCGUGGUGGAAAAAUUUGGAUUGGAAAGGAAUCUAUUCGCAGAAAGUGAGGGCACCUUUCAAACCCCUUGUGCCGCCAAACAUGUUAAUAACAAGAAACAUACUCUGUCGGCGAAUAUCCCGCCGGAAGAAUUAAGCUGCUAA